Messenger RNA from Saitoella complicata NRRL Y-17804, 1227 nucleotides. Its product is annotated as putative beta-1,3-glucan-binding protein precursor. The coding region runs from base 1 to 1227 and encodes 408 amino acids. Gene Ontology annotation, biological process: carbohydrate metabolic process. The transcript has a single exon. Gene Ontology annotation, molecular function: hydrolase activity, hydrolyzing O-glycosyl compounds. Lineage: Eukaryota; Fungi; Ascomycota; Saitoellomycetes; Saitoellales; Saitoellaceae. The record is from RefSeq and is a predicted model, not a curated record.
AUGUUUCCCAAGCCUUUUGUCUCGCGCCGUCUCCACGAACCUAUCAACAAAACCGGAUGGGAGAAGGAAACGAAGAAUCAUUGGAGACUCAUGCAAACCCUACCAUGGGUGGGGAUUCUCAUCGGACUUCUCGCCUCCGCCUUCAUUGGGUGGUGGGGCUGGCAGUCUGUCCCUGAAAGCACCUACCAGCUCAUCUUGGACGAGAACUUCUCCGCCGGUGCUAUUGAUCCCACCAUCUGGAACCACGAAGUUCAGCUCAACGGUUUCGGCACUGGGAACUUCGACUGGACCACUACUGAUUCGAGGAACUCGUACGUCAAAGAUGGCAUGUUGCACAUCGUGCCGACUCUUACCAGUGACGUUCUUGGCUUCGACGCCAUCACCAAUGGAUAUACGGUAAACAUUACCGGCAAUGGCUGCACUUCCGAAAGUGCUUCCGACUGCGCCGCUGUUUCGAACUCGACUCUCGGAGACGUCUUGCCACCUGUUCAGUCUGCUCGCCUCAAUACCAAGGGUCACUACGGUAUUAAGUAUGGGAAGGUGGAAGUCGUUGCUAAAAUGCCUGUCGGUGAUUGGAUAUGGCCUGCUAUCUGGAUGAUGCCUCGUGACAGUGUGUACGGUGAAUGGCCUCGCUCAGGAGAAAUCGACAUUGCCGAAGCCCGUGGUAACAAACCUGAUUUCGGUCUCCAGGGAAGGGACUAUGUGUCCAGCACCAUCCAUUGGGGUCCUUCCGGCGAUCUGAACAAGUACUACAAAACUUCCAACGUCAUUCAGCAGCUCCACGGUGACUUCUCUCAGGACUUCCAUACCUACGCUAUUGAAUGGACUCCGAGGUACAUCUUCGCAUACGUCGACAGUAGGCUCCGUCAGGGCCUCUCUGUCAAGUUCAACAAGAAGUUUUGGGAUCGAGGAAACUUCGAUGUCAUCGACAAGACAAAUCUCACGAUCAUUGACAACCCCUGGGAUGUUGCCAACGCUACAGAUUCUACACCCUUCGACCAGGACUUCUACCUCAUCCUCAACGUCGCCGUCGGCGGCACCAACGCUUACUUUGCCGACGACAUGCCUGGGAAACCCUGGGCGGAUAAGUCUCCCACUGCUAAAAGUGACUUUUGGACUGCGCGCAACUCCUGGUAUCCGACCUGGCUUACCGAGGAGGAGCGUGGAAUGGUCGUCAAAUCAGUGAAGAUGUAUCAAUGGCUUGGUUCUGAACGACAGUAUUUCUAG